Messenger RNA from Medicago truncatula (barrel medic), 1030 nucleotides. RefSeq lists its product as uncharacterized. NCBI's taxonomy places the organism in Eukaryota, Viridiplantae, Streptophyta, Magnoliopsida, Fabales, Fabaceae. The record is from RefSeq and is a predicted model, not a curated record. The transcript has 2 exons. Bases 68 to 886 code for a protein of 272 amino acids.
CCUAACUUAAAAAUUUGUUAACCCUUGCUUCUCUCGUCGUCUUCAAAUUUCUCCACUCAGAUUUAUAAUGGCCUCAAAUAACAGUUUUGAUUCUGAUGAUGAUGAUUUUGGCACUCGACCCCCUUUUUUCGACGGUAAAAAAUAUUACAUUUGGAAACAUAGAAUGCAAAUAUUUGUUCAGGGUACUGAUUUUGAUGCUUGGAAGGCCAUAGAACAUGGUCCUUUUUUUCCCACUCAUAUUGUUAAUGGUUUCACCAAACCGAAAUCUAAAACCGAAUGGACGGAUGAUGAUAAGAAAAAGGUUCACCCUGAUUCGAGGGCAAAACACUUGAUAUCUUGUGCUUUAUGUAAUGAUGAGUUUUCUAAUGUCAUGUAUUGUGAGACUGCCCGAGAAAUGUGGAAUACUUUGCAAAAUAUUCAUGAGGGAACCGGUGAAGUUAAAAUGGCAAGGAUCGGAUAUCUAACCGGUGAAUAUGAACGGUUUUGUAUGAAACCUGGUGAGAACAUACAUGAUAUGCAAAUGCGGUUUUAUGAUGUUGUUAAUCAUCUUGCUUCGUUGGGUAAAAAGAUUCCUAAUGAAGAUUUGGUUAGCAAAGUUUUGAGAUGUUUGAGUAAGAAAUGGCGGCACAAGGUCAGAGCUAUAACGAAAUCAAUAGAUUUCCCAACUAUGCUCUUAGUUUCAUUGUUCAGAGAGCUUGAAGAGCAUGAGACUGAGUUAAAUAGGUUGGACAAGAAUGAUGAAAUGUAUAACAGUGACGACUCUGAAGAGGUGAACUUGGUUUUGAAAGACCUUUCCAAGCUUCUAAAGAAAAACAAGAAGUCCUUCAAGCAAGGAGAGAAAGAACACAGGGAGAAAGGAUCCUCUUCUACGCGUACAAUGUUCUGAUUCAAAAUGUACUAGCUUUUCCUACAUGUUCUACUGUUGAAACUUAAGUACAAGUUUCAAGAGGAAAUUAAAAUUAACCUUUCAUUGUAUUUGCUGUUUAGUCAGUACCUAUGUUUAACUAAGUUUAUCAAUUAAUCUCUUAAA